This is a messenger RNA of Drosophila busckii, 390 nucleotides long. RefSeq lists its product as uncharacterized. The record is from RefSeq and is a predicted model, not a curated record. Gene Ontology annotation, cellular component: extracellular matrix. Lineage: Eukaryota; Metazoa; Arthropoda; Insecta; Diptera; Drosophilidae.
AUGUGGCAAGCCUGCUGCUAUGGUGUCUGCACAUUGCGCAUACGCAGUGUGGACCAGCUCAUUAUAUUGAAUUUUACAAUGAUUAUGCGCAAUCACGACGAGCAACGUCUGGGCUAUCGCCAUCAUUAUCACAUAUCGGACGUACAAACGGGUGUCAGCAUUUUGCAUGGCGAGCAGCGUCAGGGCGAUCAGGUCACUGGCAGUUAUAGCCAACUGGCGCCCAGCGGUGAGGUGCGCAGUGUUUACUACGAGGUGAGAGGUGGCCAAGGCUAUCGCGCUGUCAUUAUUCAACGCACCGCCAACAGUCGUGUGCAUCAGGCGCUGGAAUUCGAGCGGAAACAAGCGCUACAAGCGCUGCCGUUGGCCAAACCGGUGGCGUUUGUGAUUUAA